Tupaia belangeri chinensis (Chinese tree shrew) is the source of this 948-nucleotide messenger RNA. RefSeq names its product olfactory receptor 5T1. Gene Ontology annotation, biological process: G protein-coupled receptor signaling pathway. Gene Ontology annotation, cellular component: membrane. The record is from RefSeq and is a predicted model, not a curated record. Bases 1 to 948 code for a protein of 315 amino acids. Gene Ontology annotation, molecular function: olfactory receptor activity; G protein-coupled receptor activity. The transcript has a single exon. Lineage: Eukaryota; Metazoa; Chordata; Mammalia; Scandentia; Tupaiidae.
AUGAAUUUAAAUAAAAUUCAGUGGAACAAUGUGACUGAAGUCACCAUGUUUAUAUUGAUGGGCUUCACAGAUGAUUAUCACUUACAAGUCUUCCUAUUUUUAUUAUUUCUAGCAAUCUAUCUUUUUACUUUGGUAGGAAAUUUGGGACUAGUUGUAUUGGUCAUUGGGGAUUCACGGCUCCACACUCCCAUGUACUACUUUCUGAGUGUUCUGUCAUUCUUGGAUGCCUGCUAUUCUACGGUUGUUACCCCAAAAAUGUUGGUCAAUUUCCUGGCAGAGGAUAAAUCCAUUUCAUAUUAUGGCUGCGCAACACAAAUAUUUCUUUUUAUUACUUUUGGAAACACGGAAUGCUUUCUCUUGGCAGCAAUGGCCUACGAUCGCUAUGUGGCAAUCUACAACCCUCUCUUGUACUCAGUGAGCAUGUCUCCCAGAGUCUAUGUGCCGCUCAUCAUUGCUUCUUAUGUUGGUGGUGUUUUAAAUGCAGCUAUUCACACAGCAGCCACUUUUAGCCUGUCCUUCUGUGCAUCCAAUGAAAUUAGGCAUGUCUUUUGUGACACUCCUCCUCUCCUUGCUCUUUCUUGCUCAGACACUCACAUAAACCAGCUUCUACGUUUCUACUUUGUGGGCUUUAUUGAGAUUUUUACCAUCCUGAUUGUCCUGAUCUCCUAUGGUUUCAUUCUAUCGGCCAUUCUAAGGAUGCGCUCUGCCGAAGGGAGGCGAAAAGUCUUCUCUACCUGUGGUUCUCACCUAACUGGGGUGUCUAUUUUUCAUGGGACAAUCCUUUUCAGCUAUAUGAGACCAAGUUCUAGCCAUGCUUCAGAGCAUGACAUGAUAGUGUCAAUAUUUUUCAGCAUUGUGAUUCCCAUGCUGAAUCCUAUUAUUUACAGUUUGAGGAACAAAGAUGUCAAAGAGGCAAUUAAAAAACUGUUGAGAGAAAUAACUUCAUAA